Molecule: messenger RNA, 1103 nt
Organism: Adelges cooleyi (spruce gall adelgid)
Lineage: Eukaryota; Metazoa; Arthropoda; Insecta; Hemiptera; Adelgidae
Product: eukaryotic translation initiation factor 4 gamma 3-like
Exons: 8
Coding region: 132-1052 (306 amino acids)
Cellular component (GO): eukaryotic translation initiation factor 4F complex
Molecular function (GO): protein binding; mRNA binding; translation initiation factor activity
Source: RefSeq, a predicted model, not a curated record
UUGAAUUUUUAAUAAUACUGUGAAUUAACAUGAAAUAUCUACUUAUUUAAAUAUACUUUACAAUGUAUUAUUAUUAAUUUGUUAAUAAUUAGUGUUUAUUGUUUAUAAAUUAGUGAAUACCAAAUUAAAUAAUGGUUGUGCACAACAGACAUAAAACUAAUGUUUUAAAAAGCUUUGAAACAAACAAUAGGGAUGUAGAUAGUUUGAUAUUGCAAAAUUUAAACAUAAGUGAAAAUGAAUCAAACAUAAUAAAACAUUCUUGGCAGUAUACUGUUCAAUUGAAUCCAAUUACAUUUUAUGCUAAUGAUAUAGAUUUACAACCAAACAAUGAGCAGCAAGUUUGGAAAGAGACUCGGUAUUUAUUUCUUUACAAAAAAGUGUUGGCGAUAUUGAACAAGCUUACUUGGGUUACUUUUAAAGAACUCAUUGCAAAAUUUCAAGAAUUACCAAUUGAAAAUAUCGAGUGUCUUGAAACUAUUGCUAAAAUUGUUGCUUUGAAAGCCUUUGAUGAACCCACAUUUGGACCAUUGUAUGCUGCUUUAUGCAAAGCUCUUAAUAUAACAAUAACUUUUCAAGAUGAAAAUGACAUGGUAUCAGAGAUUACAUUUAUAAAGUGUAUUAUAAAUGUAUGCCAACAAUAUUUUCAAAAAGAAUGUUUGGCCGAUGAUAUAAACAAUAAUGAUAUAUCUGUCGAACAAGAUUUAAUUCAAAGGAGGUUAAAGUUACGAGCUAUAGGUUGUUUAAGGUUUAUUGGAGAAAUAUUUAAAUUGUCGCUGUUAUCUCCGUUAGUUGUUCUUUAUUGUGUUAAUACAUUGUAUGCUAAAACUAAUGAAAAUUCCCUUGAAUACCUUUGUAGUCUUUUAAAAACAGCCGGUAAAGAAUUAUACGAGAAGGUUAAUUUAAAUGAGAUAUUGAGGCACUUGACUUACUUAACAUCUGAUGACAUGAGACACAAGAUAUCGCCAAGAAUUCGAUUUAUGAUUAGAGACGUUAUUGAAUUAACUAUGAAUAUGAAUAUAAGUGAUGCCAAUUUGCCAUUAGUUUAUAGUUAAUGUUUUAGGGAAUAUACUCUGUUUUUUAGUAAAAUAAUUUAUCAAGUAUUU